This is a messenger RNA of Ramularia collo-cygni, 537 nucleotides long. RefSeq lists its product as uncharacterized. The transcript has 2 exons. The coding region runs from base 1 to 537 and encodes 178 amino acids. Lineage: Eukaryota; Fungi; Ascomycota; Dothideomycetes; Mycosphaerellales; Mycosphaerellaceae. The record is from RefSeq and is a predicted model, not a curated record.
AUGGCGAGCGUCCCAGCGGAAAUCACCAUCAAGAACUUGAACGGCAGCUAUGCCAUGAACAAGAAGAUCUCCGACUCUACCUCCCCCACCCUCAAACUUCAAAAAAUCCCUUGGCUGGUCCAGCAGGCUGCCAACUACAGCAAUGUCUCCGUCAACCUUAAGCAGUACAAGGAUGACGCUGGUGUUGAGCACGUCGACCAGGAGCAAGUCUCCUCGGUGAACACCCAACACGAGCCUAGAAUUCUCGACAACCAGAUGCAUGAGCGGGACAUUCAAUACUGGGGCAAGGUCAAGGGUAGAAGCCAGUUCGUCAAGGUCUCGGAAAUCGCGGAUGACUACCUCAACAAGGAGUGGGACAGUGAUGAGGUUCUGGAGAGCUAUGUCGAGAGCUUGGACAACGGCUGGACUGCUUGGCAGAUUUGGGGUUUCUCUGAUGUUGAGGGAGUGCGUCGCCAUGUUCGACGUGUUGUUACCAAGAAGGGGAAAGACGAACUUAAGAUCAGACUGGUCUACGACUGGGCGCCAGCGGGUUUGUAG